GUGUGACGGUGCCACAAAGAAUAAGAUUUAUUCAAGAGAGCUUUUGCAGUUAAUAGAAUAAUAUACGUACGAUAGUACACAAAGAGGUGGAGACAGUUAAUACGGUGCGAGUGCAACUUACACAGCUAUAAGAAACUACGUUUAGAAUUAUAGAAAAGCCAUUUUGUUUUCAAGAAAGCCAUCUUUAAAAAAAAACGUCAAGGUAGAGAACUUUCUAUAGGUAUAGUGUUAUCAAUGUUUAGUUCAGUUUUUAAAUUAACACAGAGAUUUUCGCCAUUGAUUUAGUAUCGCCCACCUUGAUACAUGCAUAUUUUUCUUUUAUUGACAGGAUAUGAUAAGCUGAAACCAUAUGGGUUCCCAGUUCAUGGAGCUAUAGAUGGGUAUAGCAGGAAAAUCCUAUGGUUGGAGGUCUCAAGGUCUAACAACAACCCUGAAUUGAUAGCUGCAAUGUAUUUGGAUUGUGUCCAAGAGUCUGAUGGUUGUCCAAUAUUAUUAAGAACUGACUGUGGUACAGAAAAUGGCACUAUGGCAUCUAUGCAGGCAUAUUUCAGACAGUAUCAGGAAGAUAGAUUUGCUGGGGAAAACGCUCACAGAUAUGGUACCUCUCCAGCAAACCAACGCAUCGAAUGUUGGUGGUCAUUUCUCAGAAGAGGGCGGUCUUCCUGGUGGAUUGAUUUGUUUAAAAGCUUGGUAUUAAAUGGUGAGGUGGAAUUGGGAAGUGAGCUACAAAGAGAAUGUUUAUGGUUCUGCUACAAUAGGUUGAUCCAAGAUGAUCUUGAUCACGUGAAACUGCAUUGGAACACUCAUCGAAUCCGGCCGUCACGACAUGGAACUGUACCUGGUAUCCCUGAUGUCCUUUACUUUCUUCCACAGCAGCAAGGAGUGAAUGAUUGCAAAGUCCAUGUUAAAAAAUGUCACAUGCUUGAAAUGGAAAAUAAUUUGGAAGCAAGUUCAGAGACUGAACUAAGCACAUACCAAGAAUACUUCCAUUACAUCAUUGACAAUGAAAACCUCCCAUACCCAAAGGAUACAGGUGAUGCGUACAGGUUAUUCGAGAAACUUGUUUUUAUUGCAAACCAGUAA
Molecule: messenger RNA, 1083 nt
Organism: Priapulus caudatus
Lineage: Eukaryota; Metazoa; Priapulida; Priapulimorpha; Priapulimorphida; Priapulidae
Exons: 1
Coding region: 304-1083 (259 amino acids)
Source: RefSeq, a predicted model, not a curated record